CUGGGAAAGCCAAAGCACCCUCCAGGUGGAAAGUCGCAGAGAGCAAAUGGGUUCUACGUCAAGUAUAAGUAGCGCAAUUAUCAACGAGCGUCUCCAGGACCUGGUGAAGCUCUUCAAAGAGCGAACAGAACGAGUCAAGGAAAGAUUAAUCGACCCUGAUUCAAGUUCAGAUGAUGAAACUCCAGGCGGAUCGCCAGUGAAGAAGACAGGGGUCCCACCCCCACUCCCAGAGGAACAAAAGGCACCAGAGGAGGAGGAAGAUAUCGAGGAACAUUACUAUGAGAUGUUGUGCUGCCAGUUCAAAUCCACACCGUGGCUCAGACGCAUCAUAAAGUGGAGGUUUCCAAAGAGCCUCGAUCCCUUCAGCAACAUGCUGUACGUGAUAUGGUUGUCCUGCGUGAUGUUUGCCUGGAAUUGGAACAUCUGGCUGAUCCCCGUGCGCUGCACCUUUCCUUAUCAAACACCCAACAAUGUGCAUCUGUGGCUGAUGAUGGAUUACUUCUGCGAUCUGAUCUACCUGCUCGAUAUGGCUGUGUUCCAAUCACGGCUCCAGUUCGUAGAAGGAGGAGACAUUAUAACAGACCAAAAGGCUAUGAGAGCAAAUUAUAUGAAAACAGAAAAAUUCAAGAUGGAUUUGGUGAGCCUCAUUCCUGUGGAAAUCCUCUACAUUAAAUUGGGUGUUUAUCCUGCAUUGCGGUUUGUGCGAUGCUUGAAGUACUUGACCUUCCUUGAAUUUAAUGACCGACUUGAAUCAAUUAUGAGCAAGGCUUAUAUCUACAGGGUAAUAAGAACCACAGCGUACUUACUCUACAGCCUCCAUAUAAAUGCUUGUUUGUACUAUUGGGCGUCUGACUAUGAGGGGAUUGGAGCUAACGAUUGGGUCUAUGAUGGUGAGGGAAACAGCUACAUUCGGUGCUAUUACUGGGCUGUGAAGACCCUGAUUACAAUCGGAGGAUUACCAGACCCCAAAACAGUGUUUGAACUUCUCUUUCAACUUAUCAACUACUUCAUUGGAGUCUUCAUCUUCUCGAUCAUGAUUGGUCAGAUGAGAGAUGUGGUGGGUUCGGCAACUGCGGGACACACAUAUUACCGGUCGUGCAUGGACAACACCAUAAAUUAUAUGGUCCUGAACAAAAUUCCCAAAUCAGUACAAAACCGGGUGAAAACAUGGUAUGAUUACACUUGGGUCUCACAAGGAAUGCUGGAUGAGACCGAAUUAUUGGUGCAGCUUCCUGAUAAGAUGAGGCUAGCGAUUGCUGUUGAUGUCAACUACUCCAUUGUCAGUAAAGUAGCUCUCUUUCAGGGCUGCGACAGACAGAUGAUUUAUGACAUGUUGAAACGCCUCAAAUCAGUGGUUUACCUGCCCGGAGAUUACGUGUGUAAGAAGGGAGAGAUUGGAAGGGAAAUGUACAUCAUCAAAGCUGGAGAGGUUCAGGUCGUGGGUGGACCUGAUGGGACGACGGUGUUUGUGACACUCCGCGCUGGCUCUGUGUUUGGUGAGAUCAGUCUGCUGUCGGUGGGAGGCGGUAAUCGACGCACAGCAAAUGUGGUGGCUCACGGCUUCGCCAAUCUCUUCAUUCUCGAUAAGAAGGAUUUGAACGAUAUCCUACUGCACUACCCGGAUUCCCAGAAACUGCUGCGCAGGAAAGCCAAAGCCCCGGGGAAAGGGCUAAAAUUCCUGGUGAUGUUCUGUCCUCAUCAGCACAGGAGUGGGAGCCCCACCUCGUCCUUUCAGGAGCUGUGGAAGCAGGAACGCUCAUUGGACAGUAAGUAUCAUGUGCUGCUGGAAGAAACUGGUGGAGUUACAUUGCUGAGAUAA
Callorhinchus milii (elephant shark) is the source of this 1819-nucleotide messenger RNA. RefSeq names its product cyclic nucleotide gated channel subunit beta 1a (gene cngb1a). Gene Ontology annotation, cellular component: plasma membrane; photoreceptor outer segment; intracellular cyclic nucleotide activated cation channel complex. Gene Ontology annotation, molecular function: protein-containing complex binding; cGMP binding; intracellularly cAMP-activated cation channel activity. The transcript has 15 exons. Bases 47 to 1819 code for a protein of 590 amino acids. Gene Ontology annotation, biological process: retina homeostasis; monoatomic cation transmembrane transport. The record is from RefSeq and is a predicted model, not a curated record. Lineage: Eukaryota; Metazoa; Chordata; Chondrichthyes; Chimaeriformes; Callorhinchidae.